Molecule: messenger RNA, 219 nt
Organism: Meloidogyne enterolobii
Lineage: Eukaryota; Metazoa; Nematoda; Chromadorea; Rhabditida; Meloidogynidae
Source: the annotation of a GenBank genome assembly
UCUGCAAGAAUGAAUGCAUUUUCUGUUAGAACACAAAUGGCUGCUGUUGGGAAUGUUGAUACUACUGUUGCUAAGGUUUUUUUGUUUAAAUUUUUUCCGCAAAAGAACUUGAGGCCUUUCAACGACAAUUACCUCUUCAAACUUAAAUAUUGGCCAGAAUCUGGUCAACAAAAUUACCAGAUUUCAAUUUUUAAACCAGACUGGACGUCUGGUUGUUGA